Mya arenaria is the source of this 1784-nucleotide messenger RNA. RefSeq lists its product as uncharacterized. NCBI's taxonomy places the organism in Eukaryota, Metazoa, Mollusca, Bivalvia, Myida, Myidae. The coding region runs from base 409 to 1299 and encodes 296 amino acids. The record is from RefSeq and is a predicted model, not a curated record. The transcript has 2 exons.
CAAAUGGUUUUCCGUGUAUUUACAAUGUGUUAUAAAGUAAACUACCGCGAUCUAGUGAAUUUUUUUGACAACAAUUGAAAAGCAAAACUAUUUCGAAUAAAGUUACUUUUUGAGAAAAAAGCAUACAUUGCGAAAACCAGUAGACACAGUAAUAUUUAAUAUAUCGUACACAGUGUAGGCGCAGCACGUGAUCUACGCUGAUCUUCUAUAGCCAAUGAUUGCAGAGCUGAGCCUCAAUAUUAUAAUAUGCUUUUUCGCCGGGCUUAGCUGAUGGCGGAGGUUUUGUGAUAUUCGCGUUUUUUUCCGGAAUUUAUUAAACAAUUAAACAAUAUUUAAAGCCAUUCUGUGCUAUAUUUUAUAGUAAUCGGGAAGAAGGAUUCUUACUGUUAAUAAUUUCUGAGAAUCAAGAUGUCAGAGGACAAGGUUUACCAAAUUAACCUGCAGGAGCUUAUUGAAGAGUAUGUAUGGAGCUGUUUUCAAGACGAUUUGGGAUGUAUAAGGGGCAUCUUCAACAGAAAACCUAAGUUUUACUUCGACAUACGCUGGGGAUACCUCGAUUUCACACACAGGACUGAGAGUAAAGAGAGACCGGUGACCGGGAACGUGAAUCAGAGAAACGUGGAGUUGUAUUAUUCGGAGUACGAGAAUAAAACCAACACGAAACAGAGCUACACGUUUUCAACAUCAAGGGAGACUACUGCGACUACUAGUAUUGAGCUACAGGAGAACUACACUAUUGGUGCUGAAACUAAUCUGGAAGUGGACCUAGCGGGUAUUGUUAAGUUUGGGGGUGGAGUGAAUGGGUCCUUGUCGGUGACUGAAACCAAAGGCCAAGAGUUUACCGAGACUCUCACUUGGAAUAUCGAUACAAACGUUGUGGUUCCGCGCUGGAAUCGCGCCCGUGCGACGUUGUUCGUUUAUGAACAACCCUCAAUACUUGACUUCACGGUAACUACGACCCUAUCGUUGCCAAAGAAAACUCUACCAGUGUCCAUAAGACGAAAACGAGAUGACAAAAUCGUGAAGACGUACUACAUCACGAACCUUAACGCUAUAUUCGCCGAAUACAACCAGAAGCAUGGGACAGAUGAAAAAAGAAUUGUAAAAAUUGAGACAAGGCCUGUAGAAGGGAGCUCGAUAGAUGAAGUUAUAGCUGUGAUAACCUCCAAUGGCACGUGUAAAAACGUCUCUUGGAAAAACCAACAUGUACAGGUACAGUGUACGCCGAUAGAGGGUGCACCGCCAGAAGCGUGCUCCGAAAAUGAGCCGAGUGAGCGGUCGGAAGAUGAUGGUGAAUAACUGGGAACAUGAGACUGAUAGUUUUAUGAUCACACAUUAUUGAUGGUAGAAAGAGCGUAAAUAUGUGUCAUUAUGAAUGAUUCUGGUGAAAUGAACUAUAAUCACUUUGAAAUAUAUAUGAUCAUAGAUGAUAAAAGUGUAAUCAUAACCGAAGAUACACGAUUACAAAGGCAUUUAUAUAGUUGUAGUGAUUCGGCAAAACAUAUAACAGUUAUGGUUUAGACACGUGCGAUGUUUCAAUUUUGCUUCAAGUUUUUCUAGCAAAUAUUUUUUUAAAUUGAAUGUCUUUUAUUAACAUUUUGGCCUUUGGAGCAUUUAAAGAAACAUUCUAGAAUUGCACGUUUUUUUUUUAUAUUUGAAAACAUUAUAUACAUAUAUCGUUACUACACUUGUAUUCGUUUAAGCACAUGUUUCAUAAUUAUUACUUGUUAUUAUUAUGUAAUGUUUUAUUAUAUUUUUUGCUAUGUAGUAAAGAAAUAAAAGGG